Thlaspi arvense is the source of this 705-nucleotide messenger RNA. The record is from the annotation of a GenBank genome assembly. Lineage: Eukaryota; Viridiplantae; Streptophyta; Magnoliopsida; Brassicales; Brassicaceae.
AUGCUCAGAUCCUCAUUUCGGCUUCUCUAUAUAAGAACAAAUCAUCUGGUUCGAGUUUCAUCAUCAUCAUCACCGCUUUCUCUGUUUUCUUCGAAACUCGAUUCUUCUGCGAAACCUCUUUUCAAGUCUCAUCGGAUUCGUUCUCUUCCUUUACCCACCACAACGGGAGCUAAACUUUCUAGGUCGGAACACUCGAUGGCUGCUUCUUCCGAGCCCAAAUCAAUCUAUGAUUUCACCGUCAAGGAUGCGAAGGGAAGUGAUGUUGAUCUUAGCACUUACAAGGGGAAGGUUCUCUUGAUCGUGAACGUUGCUUCUCAGUGUGGCUUGACUAAUUCGAAUUACACUGAGCUUGCGCAACUGUAUCAGAAGUACAAAGAUCAUGGUUUUGAGAUCCUUGCGUUUCCAUGUAACCAGUUCGGGAAUCAAGAACCUGGCUCUAACGAAGAGAUUCUUCAGUUUGCUUGUACUCGUUUCAAAGCUGAGUACCCGAUAUUCGACAAGGUUGAUGUGAACGGUGACAAGGCUGCUCCGAUCUACAAGUUUCUGAAAUCAAGCAAAGGUGGGAUUUUUGGAGAUGGCAUCAAGUGGAACUUCGCCAAGUUCUUGAUUGACAAAGAAGGAAAUGUUGUUGACCGUUACGCGCCAACUACUUCUCCUCUCAGCAUUGAGAAGGACCUGAAGAAACUGUUGGGAGUUAGUGCUUAA